This is a messenger RNA of Fusarium mangiferae, 843 nucleotides long. RefSeq lists its product as uncharacterized. The record is from RefSeq and is a predicted model, not a curated record. The coding region runs from base 1 to 843 and encodes 280 amino acids. NCBI's taxonomy places the organism in Eukaryota, Fungi, Ascomycota, Sordariomycetes, Hypocreales, Nectriaceae. The transcript has 3 exons.
AUGUAUUCUUCUCAGACGCCAAGUUUUACCGCCGAAUUUAUCAAAGAAGAACCCGGAAAGCCAGUCCCCCAGAAGCCCGUCCGAAGAAGGGGCCUGAAUGAUCAGAUAAAAUGGGUGAAGGCGUGGAUGUCAAAGUUACCUCAAGGGGAUGAGGAUUGGGACAACAACAAACCUUCGACGCUAGAGGACAUUCUCCGUCUGCGUGAUCGUUUGACCAUCUCUCACGUUGAGUCGCGUCGGGACAUGGACUGGCUAGCUCUUCUCGAGACCUAUGCCGCUGCUUCCAAAGACUUUGAGGGACGAGAAACUCAGCUUCACUGCAUGGUAAUGGUCGCAGCCUGUCACGUGGCUCAUGAUCAAGGCCGUACCAUAAACGAGGUUAUGGAUGCCAUGGCUAAAUGCGUUACUGGAGGCAGUGAUACUCUUAGAUCCAAGCGAUUUGCACUACCCAAGUGUGUACAGAUUGGCGAUGAACUUGCUAAAGUACUGGGACCACGGGCGUAUGAGCUCCCAUUGAGAGUAAACUCGUAUUUUACUUUUGGCCAGCACUUUACCGUCGAAUGCUUCCCGAUACUGCGCAGAGAGUCUGCUUUUGCGCAUCGUCCAAACAACAAACUGCCCUCAGACUUACUCCGAAUUCCAAAUCUCGUCUAUGAACUCUGUGACGGGAAGGUUAGUCUACAACAAAUCGAAAAGGCCCUAGAGCCAGGCGGUGCGAAGGCCAAGGCGAGAUCGAAGUCACAGACGAAGUCGAAGGCGAGGUCGACGGGAAGCCCAGACAGCACCUGGAGUGUCGUUUCCAGCGCGAAUACGGAACACGAUAUGAUACAUAUCAUGAAAUAG